Messenger RNA from Ipomoea nil (Japanese morning glory), 1592 nucleotides. Its product is annotated as vegetative cell wall protein gp1-like. NCBI's taxonomy places the organism in Eukaryota, Viridiplantae, Streptophyta, Magnoliopsida, Solanales, Convolvulaceae. The transcript has 3 exons. Bases 65 to 1261 code for a protein of 398 amino acids. The record is from RefSeq and is a predicted model, not a curated record.
UACGCUUUUCUUAUCCAAUAUUGUUUUCAGGCCGGUUUCGAUUGUAAUACUAGCAAGUGUUGAAAUGGCAAGCCAACAACAACAAGCUCGACCCAUGUUCCGGUUUGCUUCCAUGCUUCGCCCGGCCGGCGCGCCACCGCCUCCGCCUCCCGCCGCCGCCGCCGCCCCACAACCCAUGUUUCGGCCCCCCAUGGCUGCCCCAUUUAGGCCUCCGCCACCUCAAACUCGAGAUCCUAGCCCCCCUCAAAGGCCAGCAACCGCUCCCGCUCCCGCGCCGGCGCCUCCUCCCCCUACAGCUCCAGCGCCACCGCAACCGGUGGCGCCACCUCCGGCUGCUCCUCCUGCCCCGCGCUCCCCUGCUCGAACUGUCCAACCAAGGUUUACAGUCGGGGCACCACCUCCGGCGCCGGAGCCGCGUCCCGCUGCCGCCAUUCCCUCAGCGCCCAAAUCGCCGGCGGUGACUAGAACAUCGGCGGCGAUUCCGGCCGUGCAGGAUUCCACUCGGCCGUUUCAGCUUUAUCAAGCUCCCAAACCGGCUACUUCAUCAUCAUCAAGAUCUCCACCGCCAUCACCCAGAAACCUUGAGCCUGCCAUGAAAGAAACCAAUCAGUAUUCUCCCAAAGUCAAGCCUGCAGUUUCUCCUCUGAAACUUCCCCCGGCGGCUCAGUUUAAGUCGGAAGCAGAGGUGGAACCAAGAAUCCCGGCGGAAAUUGAUCAGAAAACGGUGGUGGUUCAACAAAGAUCUGAAAGAAACAAGGCAACUGCCCAGAAAUUCAAUGCCACCCAAAGGUAUGGCAGCAGCGAGACUGACUGGACCGGAAAGAGAGAAGCAAUGAUGACCAAAGACAAAGACAACGUUCAUCACAAGAAACGAUCAGACACCGAAGAGUCACUCGGAAUAAGUAUUCUCACACUUGCAGGAGAGAACAAGGGAGCCAUGAUGGAGCUUAGCCCUGCCCAAGCUAAUAAGCAUGGCUUCAACGGCAACCCUCGCAGGCUUCAGAAAGAAUGGAGCGAGGGGGAGAAAUCUGGGAAGGAAAGCGACGAAGAAGAAGGCAAGUCUAGGAUGGGGGAGAAGAACAAUAAUCCAAAGGGGACGGAAUCUUUGCCCAUGACUGCUUUCACGAACAGCAAUGUGCAAGGAGUGAACAAUUCAGUUCUCCACAAUGCAACAUGCACUCACCAUGACCCUGGUGUUCAUCUCACCUUUUCCAGAAAGGCUGGCCGCUAUACCAAGGAGGCUCAGCGCCUCAAGGACUAAUGGUGUAUGAACAUCAUACCCUUUAUACCCUAUCUACUUCUGUUUCCAGUAUUUGAUGUAAUUGAUGAUUGGAGUGAUCGAUAUGAUACAUAAAGGGGCCGGGCAUGCAUGGACUCUUAUUCCUCAUGGCUGCAUUCCACUUGUGCUGGAGGGUGAUCAGGAUAUGUCCUUUAAUUUGCCCAAUUUCAAUUCCCUUACUAAUAUUUUAUAUAUGUUACAUACGUUGUAUUAUGUUUAAUGUAAAGAAACCCCAAUAAAUGAGCAAUAGAUACACUGCUGCGGCACUGUUGUAUGCUCAUCAUUUCUGUUCUAAAGAUUUUUCUAUUCUAAU